Dicentrarchus labrax (European seabass) is the source of this 2177-nucleotide messenger RNA. It is a transcript of the gene gja10a, whose product is annotated as gap junction protein alpha 10 a. Gene Ontology annotation, cellular component: connexin complex. Bases 205 to 1680 code for a protein of 491 amino acids. The transcript is spliced from 3 exons. NCBI's taxonomy places the organism in Eukaryota, Metazoa, Chordata, Actinopteri, Moronidae. Gene Ontology annotation, biological process: cell communication. The record is from RefSeq and is a predicted model, not a curated record.
GACAAAGACAGAGGAAAGCCGAGGGACUGCAGUUUGCAAUAGGCGCGAGAGGACCACCAAAUACCUCCAUGGGGUAGCCAUACAGACGCAGUCCACUCCUGGGAUCCUUAUGUGAACACGAUGAAGUGCAUCAAGAGGCAAAGAGGGUACCCAUACCAGUGAUAUUUCAAGGACAUGUUGCACUGAAGUGGUGAGAAGCUGACCAUGGGUGACUGGAACCUGCUGGGCAGCAUCCUAGAAGAGGUCCACAUUCAUUCCACCAUUGUGGGCAAGAUCUGGCUUACCAUACUCUUCAUCUUCCGCAUGCUGAUCCUGGGUGCGGCCGCUGAGGACGUAUGGGAUGAUGAGCAGUCCGAGUUUGUCUGCAACACUGACCAGCCUGGCUGCAAGGCAGUCUGUUACGACCGUGCCUUCCCCAUCUCCCUCAUUCGCUUCUGGGUCCUGCAGGUCAUCUUCGUCUCUGCACCCUCGCUGGUCUACAUGGGCCACGCCCUCUACUGCAUCCGAUCGCUAGAGAAGGAGCGACACCGCAAACGAGCCCAGCUGAAGGAGGAGCUGGACGAGCUUGAGUUGGCGUUGGAUGAGCAUAAGCGCAUGGAGAGGGAGCUGAGGAAGCUGGACGAGCAGAGAAGGGUGAAGAAGGCUCCUCUCAGAGGCUCUCUGUUGAGAACCUACAUCAUCCAUAUCCUUACACGCUCUGCGGUGGAGGUGUGCUUCAUCCUGGGCCAGUAUGUACUCUAUGGUGUCCAACUAGAGCCGCUCUAUAAGUGUGAGAGGCUACCUUGCCCCAACAGUGUAGACUGUUACAUCUCUAGGCCCACAGAAAAGACCAUCUUCAUGGUCUUCAUGAUCGCCAUCGCUGGUGUGUCACUUUUCCUGAACAUUCUGGAAAUAUCCCACCUGGGCAUCAGGAAAAUCAAACAGACACUGUAUGGAGAGAGGUACACGGAAGAUGACAGUUUGAUUUACAAGUCCAAGAAGAAGGCGUCCUUACCACACCUCUGUGUAAUGAGCACUGUAUCACCUCACAAUGGGCCUUUGACUCAGACCUUCAAAGUGAUUCCAGAGGCAGACAUGAAGCCUCCUCAUUAUAACACUGGGCUUAAAGCCAACCAGGACGCACUAAGACACAACAGCUUGGCUCAUCUGCGUUACAGUCAGACCAGCUAUAUCUGCCCCCAACCUAGGAUGCCACCCAGGUCUGACCAGAACUGUGCAAUCCAAGCCCCCCAAACCCAUGAAGGUCCAGAGGUCAGCACAGCCAUGGUGGACAACCAUCCAGCCUGGGCUUCUGCUGUGUCCAAUGUGGAGGAAAGUAAAACAAGCCAUCUUGAGGAUCCCCAUGAUGGAGAACACCCUCAACCCAGCCACUUGGAAUCUCUGCUGUCAGCUAGCACCUUAAGGCCCAGCGCUAUCAGAGACCUGGAUGAGGAUGAGCGAAGGGAGUCGAUGGGAAGCGAGGUCCUGCUGCACAACCCCAGGAAGACCAGCUUCAUGAUCAGACCACCAUCUGAGAGCUUGUCCUCCAUCAGUCGCUCCACGAGCCCUUCCUUACAUACCUCAGAGGAGUCGGAUGAACUGGGCUCCCUGCAGGGAGACAUGCCAAUGAUGCCGCCUGCUGGAGGCCGAAGAAUGUCAAUGAGCAUGUUUCUGGAUAUCUCCUCUAUCAUGAAGAAGUGAAGUGACAACACUAACAUCAUGGCCGUAUGAGCUGUAUUCCACAGCCCAGCUGGGUCACAAACAGGAGAAACUGUAUCAAUGAUCCAGCCAUCAACAUUGAUCCACCCCUCAAGUCACAUGGGGCCAAAACCAGUCAGCCAGCCAUGAUGAGGCAGCGGACUCAGUGCCAAAGCCCAGUAUGUUUUGGAUUUGAAGCACCUUAUAAUGCCUACAUGUGGGGACUAACAGGAAAGGAUUGUAUCUUUAUAAAAACAUCUGUCCAUGUGUUGGCUGAAUUUUUAAGAUUGUGCAGAAACAACACAAUGGAUUAUGAAGCAAACUCCUCAGAGGAUGCCUUUGCUUCUGGACUUUAUAAGCUUAAAAUACAUUUCUAAGUCAAAGACUUGGUUAGAAUGUGUGUAUCUGUGUAUAGUCAUUUAUAUACAGUCAUUUGAUGAUAAAUGAUGAUACUUUAUAUUAUAUUCAGAUUAAAUGCUUCUUAACAAAACAGCAAUCAU